UCUAGAUUUUGGUGUAAGGUACAGAAUAAGGGCACUUCAAAUACAAGAGACUGCAGUUGCUGAAAUAUGGAGCAACAGGCAAUCUAUUGGAAGAACUGAGAGCAAGCAGCAUGGGAGAGGGGUGGUUGGAGAAAUUGUUGAUUUUGUUUUUGCAUCAAAGCCCUGCAUUACAUGUAGUUUGAUCCUAAAGUUAGAGCCAGAAUAUUUAAGGAAUGCAAUCAAAAAUGAACUUAAUAACAUGAGGCUGCCAAUUCCUGUCAUGUCGUCCAAUGAUCCUUUGAUAUCAGCGGGAAAUUGUGAAAGUGAAGAUGAAGUGAUAUUUGUGAGCGAGCAGCCAUUGAGGCCUGUUUUGGAGUGUAUUGAUCUCUCAAACGAUGAAGACAAUGAAGGAAACGUUAAACAGCGCAGCAGAGUGAGUACUACAAAGAGACCAAAAGAUCACAUUGAUUGGCAAAAGGCAAGAGUUUUGUCGACAUUGGACCGUGUGGCACGUCACGUAGAGGUUGAGAAGCAGCUGAAAGAAGAAAAAUGCAAAGCUUUUCAAGAGAAGGUAGAUUCCCAGCAUGCUCAUGGCUUGCAGGAGUUGGAGUUCAUUCGGGGACAAACUGCAGCAGAAGAGGCAAGAAAGUGUGUUAAUGAGUGGCUGAAAGUACCAGGACCCAAGCCUGGUGUUGUCAGUUUUGGCCGUGGCACAGUUAAAAGGCACUUGAAUGCAUCUGCGACUUGUGAUCCAAUUGACUGCCCAAUAAUGAACUGUAACAGGAAAUUUGAUAAUAGCCAUCUACUUCUAGGACACUUGAAAAGGUUUGACCAUUCGCCAUGUGAUCCAACUAUUACACUUCAGGGGUCUCCAUCCACUUUGUAUGUUUGUGUUGCAUGCUGUCAGCAAUUUGUGAACCUCCAGAAGUAUGAAGAUCAUUUGGCUCUAAAGGCUGAUUCUGGGAAUGCUGAAGGUCACCGACGUGACCUGGAGCCACAGAUCUGUCAGUGCUUUGCCUGCCCGAGCUGCUAUUUAUUAUUUAACUUGAGGAAUGAAUGCUUGCAACACAUGACCAAGGCAAACCAUUUCCUUGAAAGGCAUAAACUGAGUGGUGAGCAGGGAACGCGCAGCCCUCUUCCUUUUCCUAACUAUGCAAAGAAGCUUCUAAUCUCUCUAUGUCAGGAAGUUCCUUUCCACGUUAAGUGUACAGAUUGUCAACAGAUGCUUCGAAGCCAUAUUGAAUUGACAGCACACUUCAGGACACGAUGCAAGAGGGCUGGCCCUGUCGCCGUGUCUGCAAAAGACAUUGGGCAAGUUGCUGCCAUAUUCCAAGUGAGGGGACGCUGCCUGGACUGCAACAGGCUCUUUGUGGACGACAGUCAGAUCGGUCAGCACGCUAAGCAGGCUGUGCACAAAGUUCACCAGAUAGGCACCAUGGAGAAGGCCAUUUUGGAGUUCUGCCACUUCAACGAGAAGAGCAAGUUCCCCUCUGACCUCCGCAUGACCCUGGAGCAGUCCAAAGCCAGGAAGAACUCUCCCUUCAAAAGAGCUCUGGCCAAGGCCUGCUCUAGCUCCGGGCAGCUGUCUGCACCCAGCUCUGCGAAGAGGAGCCGGAGGGAGUGCAGUGGUUUGCAGCUGAAGGAAGAGAAAGUGGAGAGCGACAGUGGCAGAAGCAGCCCACAAGCCUACUUGUGGUUCUGUGAAUGUCACCAAUACUUUGAUUCUGAGAAGGCUGUGGAGAAGCACAUACUGUCUGCCAACGGGAUCCGCCACAAGUGCCUGGUCUGUGGCAAGCUGGCACUUGACGCUGGCAUCAUCAACUUGCACAUGAGCCGCAGCCACGGGGGGGCUCACCUGACCAACUACCACUUCUGGUGCACGUGCUGCCAGGCAGAAGUGCUCCGGAGGGAAGAUCUGAUGACCCACAUUAUGGAGUGCCACAGCGGCCACGCCUACUACUAUGAAAAGGAAAUGGAUGAAGACGAACUGGUGGUUCCUGAGCCCUCCCCAUCCAAAUCAGACUGGCAAUCAGCUGGUCUGGAUGGGAGAGAUGGUGUGGCAUGGGGCACAGAAGCCACCCAGUCUGACAAAUCCAGGGCAAACGGCUCGUGGCAGUGUAGGUUAUGUGAGGAGAUGUUUGAGUCUGAGCAGAGUGUCGCCCAGCACUGCAGCCUCUUGGCGAGUCACCAGUUCCACAAGUACAGCUGCGGGUUCUGCCAGAAACGUUUCCGUAAGGUGGAAACGCUGUACCGCCACAGCCGUGAUCAGCAUAACGAUGAGCUAAACGUCAAGUAUUUCUGCGGAUUAUGUGACGACAUAGAGUUUAACUCUGAAAGUGAAUUUCUGGACCAUUACAAAUCUUUCCAUAGCACUGACUACAUUUUUGUGGAGCACGGAGCUGCGACUGUGGACAAAGUUGCGGAGAUGGAGGCGACAGAGGGCUCCUCAAGGUUUUCCUGUGGCUGUCAGCUGCACUGCAGCUCCAGAGAGAAGAGGGUGGAGACCAGUCGGCAGUGCAUGAGAAACUUAUUCAGCCAGGGGAAGUUAUGGUUUAGCUGUUCCUGUUCUGCAACAGCCCAAUCAGAGGAAGACAUCGAGAUUCAUCAGACAGAGUGCCAUGGGGUAAGAAGGGCUGCGACUGCCGUCAAGUGCAUCUGUGGUAAGUCCUUUAGCACUUGUGAAGGGGCCCAGAUGCACUAUCACAGUAAGCACUGUGCAUUGCUGGAGCCACAACCGGCUCGUUCUUCAGCGGAUGGUGAUGAUACAGCCAGCGUCCCACACACAGGAGCUCAGCACAAUGAUACCAAGGAGAAAGCACCAAAUUGUGAUCCCGAGGCCUCGACGAAUCACCAGACCACUAAAGGAAGCCAAGGUGAAAAGGAAGUCACAAUCCGGGAAGAAGAUAUUGAGUUGCCUGACUUGGACUUGCUUCGCACAAUGACACACCUUGUCUUUAUUGAUUUGGAUAACUGGGCAGGCUUUUUCAACCAUUUACCUGGACAGCUUAAUCAAGGCACAUUUUUCUGGGGCUUUCAAGGUGGAAAGAAUAAUUGGAAAGCACCGGAAAACUGUCCUGUCUACAAUUAUCUCGUCAAUACUGGGUGCUUUUUCCUUCAUCCACGGUGUAGUGCUAGGAAGGAUGCUGCUGACUUUGCCAUCUGCAUGCAUGCUGGGCGCAUGGAUGAGCAGUUGCCAAAGCAUAUCCCUUUCACUGUACUCUCUGGAGACAAGGGCUUCGAGGAGCUGAAGAACCAGUUGAAGAAGACAAUGCGGCCAGGCCAUGUUCUAAACCCUCACCACAUGGAAGGGGAGCUGAUGUGUGCUCUAUUAAAUAGUAUAUCUGAUAUCGGAAAAGAUAGUGGCGAUGAAGAUGAAGCUCUUCAAAAAACGCUUACACUGAGUUUGCAAGAAACCAAGAUAAAGGAGGAUACUGCCAAUGAAGAUGCUGAGAUUGAAGAAGCCAUUUUGAAAAGCUUGCAAGAAAGAUAACUGAGGGGUCUCGUGGAAGGCGGAAGCAAGAUUCCAUGAAUCAGAUGGGUAAAAAUUUGGAGAUGACCAAACUCCUCAACGGAAGCAGGAAGAGUUGCUUGUACUUUCCACAUUAGGUCAUCACUGCUGGGAAGGAAGGAUGACCAUUGCCUUGUCAAACAGUUUUUUUGUUGCAGGUAGAAGAAUAAAGUAAAAAAAAAAGAAACCUACAGAAAUGUAUGUAAGCUGUAAUGUGUGUGUUAAAUAUGCAUUAGGUUAAAGUGUGUGGUUGCCAUAUUGGAACUCUGUUGACUGGAGUCAGAGUUCCGAUGGUAAGUGGACCAAUCCUCAGCUUCCACUGGAAUACUUUCUGGGUUCUUCACAGAUGAGAGAUUCCUUUCCUCAGUUUUAUUUCUUUCAUUGACCCUCAGAUCUUAAAAUAUUUCAUUGAUUCAUUCUGUCAAAAACUGCAAAGGUGACAUUUCUGACCAGGAAUGUUCCUCUUUUACCUGUCUGGUUAUUGCUACUACUGUAGGAGUUAAGAGUUGCCUUUUCUUAUAAAGUAUAUUUUUUUCAAAUGCUGUACAUGUUUGAAAUUCUUUAUCAAUGUGCUGAGUUUUUUUCUGGUUAGGUUGAAAAAUAAAAUAUGUAUUUGCUCUCCACUUUGAGUCAAUCAGUUGGCACAAUA
Messenger RNA from Mobula hypostoma (lesser devil ray), 4136 nucleotides. RefSeq names its product zinc finger protein 451 (gene znf451). Gene Ontology annotation, cellular component: nucleus. Gene Ontology annotation, molecular function: DNA-binding transcription factor activity, RNA polymerase II-specific; sequence-specific DNA binding. The transcript is spliced from 15 exons. Gene Ontology annotation, biological process: regulation of transcription by RNA polymerase II. Bases 239 to 3469 code for a protein of 1076 amino acids. NCBI's taxonomy places the organism in Eukaryota, Metazoa, Chordata, Chondrichthyes, Myliobatiformes, Myliobatidae. The record is from RefSeq and is a predicted model, not a curated record.